Drechmeria coniospora is the source of this 759-nucleotide messenger RNA. Its product is annotated as Translin family protein. The coding region runs from base 1 to 759 and encodes 252 amino acids. Gene Ontology annotation, molecular function: RNA binding; single-stranded DNA binding; sequence-specific DNA binding. Gene Ontology annotation, cellular component: cytoplasm; nucleus. The record is from RefSeq and is a predicted model, not a curated record. NCBI's taxonomy places the organism in Eukaryota, Fungi, Ascomycota, Sordariomycetes, Hypocreales, Ophiocordycipitaceae. The transcript is spliced from 4 exons. Gene Ontology annotation, biological process: RNA metabolic process.
AUGACGUCCCAGGCACCGCUCCUCGACCCCUCCAUCUUCGCCUAUCUGGAGUCGAAGAUAGAAGAGGAGACGCAGGUACGCGAGACCCUCACGGCUAUCGUCCAGCGUCUUGAGAAAGCGGUCGCUACGGCCCAGGGCCUGCUAUCACGCGUGCACUCUACGCCGCGCAGCCAAUACCCGACCCUCGUCGCUCAAGUUGAGGCCGCUGUCAAGGACGAGGCCGUCGUCAUCGCGGAGCUGAAUGAGGUUGCAUCCAAGCACCCAUACUACCAGUACAACGCAAAAUGGUCCCGCGCGAUGCAAAAUGCCAUCGGCACCGUCGUCUACUGCGCCUGGCUCGGUGGCUUCCCCAAGGAAUCGACUGCCUCGACGCAGCAGGAGGUCGGACGUCUGCUCAGUCUAGAGGAGGUCGGCGCCAUCUUUUCCGUCCCCGCAAACCUGAAGGACCGCGACAGCUUCCAUCUCACCAUCGAGGAAUACCUCCUCUCCCUCACCGACCUUACCCAGGACCUCUCCCGCCUGGCCACAAAUUCCGUCACCCACGGCGAUCUCUCCUUGCCCCUCACCAUCGCCACCUUCAUCAAGGAUCUCUUCGCUGGCUUCCAGCUCCUCAACCUCAAGAACGACAUCCUGCGCAAGCGCGCCGAUGCCGUUAAAUAUGAUGUCAAGCGGGUCGAGGACGUCGUAUACGACCUGUGCCUCCGUGGACUCGUAGCGAGGCCAGGCGCGGAUACGGAGAUGAAAACGGAGGAUAGCUGA